AUGGACGCGAAGAACGUCGAGAGCGGCGUGGCGAAGGUCGUGGGCGCCCCGGAGGCGUCCCCCGUGGCUGCGCACGCCCCCGCCGAUGCGACAAAAUUAGUGACGCCGGGGUCCAGCAGCCGUCGACCCUCCCGGGCGGCCGCCGCGAACGCGAAGGAGAUCCUCUCCGGCAAGCGCGAGCGCGAGCUGUUCGAUCCCGACGAGGCCAGGCGCGAGGCGGCGGCGAAGCGCGCCGCGGCGGCGGCCGAACGCGAGCGAGCCGAGGAGGAGAUGAUCGCGCGAUGGAAAGAGGAGGAUCGGCUCAAGGCGGAAGCCGCCAGGGAGAAAGCCGUCGCCGAGGGCACCGCCGGCGCCGAGGACGGCGCCGAGGAGGGCGCCGACGGAGACACGGACACCGCCCCGAACGGCGCCCCCGAGGACGGCUCCGCGCCCUCCACGUCCACGCUCGCGGGCAGGUCCAAACGCGGCGCAACCGCGACCGCCGCCGACCGACGACCGACGGGCCGACGCGAGAUCCCGCUGCCGCCGCCGCCCCCCGAACCGACGCAGCCCUACACCCCGCCGCUCACCCACAUCGGCGACUCCUCCGAAGGACCGUCGGCGCCGUCCUCGUGGCCGGUGUUUGGAUGCGACGCGUGCGAUUACAACCGACACGGGUGCUACGCGUGCCUCAUGGGCCCGCCGGUGAGGAGCGCGUACAAGCCGGACGACGCGCAUCACUACGACGUCCCGUCCGUCCCGGUGUACCACCCGACCGAGGAGGAGUGGGCGAACGACCCUCUGGAGUACAUCAACAAGAUCAGGCCGGAGGCUGAGAGGUACGGCGUGUGCAACAUAGUCUGCCCGCCGUCGUGGCAACCCGAGUUUCGAUUACCGAAUAAGGACGAGUUGCGGUUCCGGACUCGCAUCCAGGCGGUAAACGAGCUUCAGGACAGGCCCGCGGGACCCAGCAAACGGGCCAGAGAGAACGCCGCGAGGGCCAGGGCGGCUCUGGAGGCGGCGGGGAUCGAUCCGGCGACCUUUCCGCCCGGGUUUUUGCUCGGCGGCGGCGCGGGGGGCGGCGGCAGGAUGGGCGGAAACAGCGGCAGGAUGGGCGGAAAUGGCGGCAGGAUGGGCGGCGGCGGCGGUCAGAAAGCGGCCCCCGCGCCCGAUACGCCCCCGGGGAGCGCGGUCGACGACGACGAGCGUGCGAAUGAGCGCGCGAAGAGCUCGGAGCCCGCCUCCAAAGAGGCCACGCCCGGUCCCGGCGACUCCAACCCGAACAACCCUACAAACCCCGCCGUCGCGAAUAAGAAGAAGAAGCCGCCCCCGGGACCCUCGGCGGAGGCUGAGGAGAAGAAAGCGGAGGCGAUCUUGGCGCAGUACGGCUUCACCUCGGGCGAGCGUCACACGGUCAAGACCCUGGAGCGGUACUCUGACUACUUCAAGCGCAAGUACUUUAGCCGCCCCGGCGGUGUUCCCGCCGACGCGACGAUCCGCGACUUGGAAGGGGAGUUCUGGCGGCUGGUCGAGUCACCCGCGGGUCGGAGCGUGGAGGUCAUCUACGGCGCCGACAUCGCCACGAUGGAGGUUGGCAGCGGGCUGACGAACAAGGACGACCCGUGCGACGACAACCCGGAUCAGUUGAAGUACGCCGCGUCGCCCUGGAACGUGUGCAACAUGCCUUACAACCCGAGCUCGUGCCUCAAGCACGUGGAGGCCACCACGGGGAUCACGGUGCCGUGGCUGUACUUUGGCAUGACUCUGUCCACGUUCUGCUGGCACGUCGAGGACCACCACUUCUACAGCGUCAACUACCACCACUUUGGCGAUCCAAAGGUUUGGUACUCCAUCCCGGCGGCGUACUCGGAAAAGUUUGAGGAGGUGAUGCGCCGGCGCCUUCCCCAUCUCUUCAACGCGCAGCCCGACUUGCUGCACUCCCUCGUGACCAUCCUCUCCCCGAAGGUGUUACGAGACGAGGGGAUACCGGUGUACAGAGCCGAGCAGCACCCGAGGUCGUACAUCAUCACCUUUCCCUACGCGUAUCACGCGGGGUUCAACACCGGCUUUAACUGCGCCGAGGCGGUGAACUUUGCGCCGGUGGACUGGCUCCCUUACGGCGCCGUGGCCACGGAGCAGUACGUGCGGGACAGGCGGUACCAGAGCGUGGCGCACGAUCAGCUUCUCGCCACCCUGUGCGACGCGUGCGAGGAACGGCCGAGUCACUGCGCGACGGUGGCGGCGGUGAUGCGGGAGAGGGUCGAGAGGGAGAAGGAGCGAAGAGCCGCGGCGGUUCCGUCCCGGGUGGGCAACUCGGUCCGCAUGGCCGGCACCGACGAGGCCCCGGACCUCUUCGAGCGCGACUGCCACAAGUGCCAGGCGGACCUCAACUGGGCGGGCGUGAGAUGCGAGUGCAAGCCUAAGCGUCUGUAUUGCCUGCGCUGCGUGAAGGAGUGCGGAUGCGGCCCGCACAGGAGCACGAUGUUUUACAGGCACACUGGGGAGGAGUUGGACGCGAAGUGCGCGAGGUUGGAGGAGCUGGCGAGGGAGGCUGGAGGCGUCGCGGAUCGUGCCGUGGCUCAGGUGCGAUGAGGAGUACUUUUGUGAAGCCCUUUACUUUAGUCGAGGAAUACGCCGAUGAAUGCGUCGCGACC
Messenger RNA from Micromonas commoda, 2633 nucleotides. Its product is annotated as JmjN/JmjC protein. The transcript has a single exon. Gene Ontology annotation, biological process: chromatin remodeling. The record is from RefSeq and is a predicted model, not a curated record. Gene Ontology annotation, molecular function: histone demethylase activity. The coding region runs from base 1 to 2571 and encodes 856 amino acids. Gene Ontology annotation, cellular component: nucleus. NCBI's taxonomy places the organism in Eukaryota, Viridiplantae, Chlorophyta, Mamiellophyceae, Mamiellales, Mamiellaceae.